Messenger RNA from Amoebophrya sp. A120, 1376 nucleotides. Lineage: Eukaryota; Dinophyceae; Syndiniales; Amoebophryaceae. The record is from the annotation of a GenBank genome assembly.
AUGAUCCCGCAAGUAAAGGUGAAGGUCGAGCUCGACGAGGUGGAUGUUGAUGAUGUUGACCAACAACAACACGGCCCAGUCUUCAUUGGAACUAAGACCUACGAGCUGCAACAGAUGAUCACACAGCCCGGAAUGAUCGGUGGCUCUAGAAGUACUUCCUCGUCAAGGGGAUUUCUAACGAGGAAAACUGCGUCGAACAAGAGGGGCACUGAUAGAAAAGUGAAAAACGACGAAGUGAAAGUCAAGCGAGAAGACGACGACAAUAACGACGAGAACAACGACGACGACCAGCUGCAUGUGGACAACAGUACACCCGCUUCGGGAGGAAGUCUCGCGUGGUCGGCCUUCACGGGCCUGGAAGUUGCGGACGAGGAGGGCUAUGAAUGGAUGGAAGAUGUUGUUGUGUAGCAAUAAGGAUGUUGGCGCUCUCGUCGUCCACUCGCAUGAUAAGUAGCGAAGCAUUUGAUAGCGAACUGAGACAACAUGAUAUCUCAGAUGAAUGACGUUGACGCCUCUGCAUUACUAGGUGAUAGGAUACUGAUACAACGUGCGAAUUUAGGUCAAGGAAGGAAAGACCCUAUGACUUGUUUAGCUUUGGUAUUCCGUUGCGCCGUGCGCGUCGGUCCUCGUAACGCCGUGCGGAAUCUUUUUUGAACAAUUCAAUACGCCCGCAAACAGUACAUUUUUUUUGUUUUUUGAAACUCAAUACACUUAAUAAAGUUGAUACAGAAACUGUGACGAUCAUGACGAUCCUGGCUAGGGCAAACAUUGCUAAAAAAUUUACACAUGCAGAUACACCAAACCACGUCCGCAUCAAAGCGCGAUGUUUGUAGAAAAUUAGAAAUUUAUAGGCGCGCAUAAGCAAAUUCAAUUCACAUGAACAAGGAAUACACCACUGGGAACUGAGUCCUCUGGCAGUAGCGGCAUUUGCACCGAAUACAGCAAUGAUUUUUUUCGAAGUUGUGGCACGACAUAGGUCGUGUCUGGCCGCUGCAUUUCUGGCCGCUGCUCUGGCUCUCUACUAGAGGUCAUCCGAAGGCCAGCUGCAUUGGCCCUUGUUGCAGUUCCACAGAUACCAAUAGCUUGUGUUUAAAUGAAGACUCUGUACAGUUUCUAUAAAUUGUUUUUUGUUUACUUCUGAACAAAUCGAAAUGGAAUAUCGAUAUUGCUGCAUCACGUUUCUUACUUUGUCUACGAAUCAAAAACUGUUUCGCAUGUCCACAUCCUCGAAGUGGUUGACGACUUCGCUCCACAGGAGCGGGUAGUUGAUGUUGUAUAGUGUACUUAUCACAAGUGAAAAUGUAUGAUUGGACUGUAUGAACAACGUCAAUCUUGCUCAAGCACUCCGUUCUUCCGCGACAAGGAAGACGUGGAAG